Molecule: messenger RNA, 3273 nt
Organism: Anopheles cruzii
Lineage: Eukaryota; Metazoa; Arthropoda; Insecta; Diptera; Culicidae
Product: dyslexia-associated protein KIAA0319-like protein
Exons: 8
Coding region: 1-3273 (1090 amino acids)
Cellular component (GO): plasma membrane; cytoplasmic vesicle
Source: RefSeq, a predicted model, not a curated record
AUGGGAGUUGUUAAUACGAGUGAAAGGUUAGGCGGUUGUUGUUUUUGUGUCUACGCGCUGCUGAUAACCAUCGGAAUCGGAACGGCUGACUGUCGCCGCGAUGAAGACGUGAACGAUGAUCACCGGGUUCCGGUGGCGGCGGAGCUAUCCGGUAUUGAGAAGUGCCCCGGUAUAAUGCGUUACGUUUUCGACGGUUACGCGCCGAUCGGAAAUACCAAUGCGGGAAACUACACGGAGAAUUCCAAAGGAGUCACGCUGGAACCGUGUGUAAGGGACUGUUGCGCGAAAGGACCCAGCUGCAACACGGCCUUCAUAUUCAACCACACUUGCUACCACGUGAAAUGCAUCAGUAACGAGCUGUGCCUUCCGGCGAAGAAAGAAAAUCUCUCCUCGAUGCCCCGAAUGGUUCUGGUGAACCCGGUCGAAGACGGUACGGCCGCCAGUACGUGGUGGGAACUGUUAAAGAAAGCACAAGAGAAGCGCCUGCUUGCCAGUGGGUCGCCCGUGGUUGGGGAUGAAGUACGGGACGAUAACUUGCUGGACAAGCUGGCGGAGUUCUACAACCUAGCGAACGGUGUGCAGCGGGUGCGUGAUAGGGAGGACAAGUUCGACCUCUCGCAACCGGGUAAUCUGUACGGCGGGUCGUACAAAUCGCUCGACUACGGUACGGGUGAUUUCGAAAAGUAUGACAGCAACUUCCUGCGCGACCAAUACGACGAGGAAGCGGAAGAGAGUAAGCUCUAUACGGACACCCUGGUCCUCGGAUCGAUACGUCCGUGUCAAACCGAUGCUGCCUGUCCGCGUAAUGAGCUGUGCGCGCGGGUCGUACCGGGCCAACGGAAAGGCAUUUGCGCCUGCGUGGAAGGAUUCGAGAGAAACGAGAAGAAGUUGUGCUUACCGAAGCAGCAACUGGCCAGCGAUACGAUAGCCGUCCCGCAAAUGCUUUCGGCGGCACAAAAGCAGUCGAUGCCGGUGGAAGAACCGUUGCCAUCGCCGAUGCGAUCCAGCGUGGCAAAGGAUUUGACUGUAUCGGUGGUCUCGAAGGAUGUACGUCUACCGACGAACGAAGCCACACUUUCCGCGUACGUGAUACCGGACGAAACGACCAGCGGCGAUCGGUACAGUUACCUGUGGACACUGGUGUCGCAGCCAAAGGGGGACAACAACAGCACGAUUGCCGACCAGACGAAAUCGGUGGCGAAGCUGUCCGGCCUGGCGGAGGGUUUGUAUCAGUUCAAAGUGACCGUGAGCGGCCAGAACGGCUCGUACGGCGAAGCGUUUAUGAACAUCACCGUGCUGCCGGAGCAGAAAAUCAACCAACCACCGCGCGUGGUCAUAACGCCGGUGAAUCAAACGGUUCGCCUACCGAACCACGAAGCGAUCCUCGACGGCAGUGGUUCGGGAGACGAUGUCAAAAUAGUGCACUGGCUGUGGGUGCUGGAGCAGGGUCCACUUGGCUAUCAGCCCGAUCUGCCGGAGGUGAGCACGUUGCAGCUGAAGAAUCUGACCAUCGCCGGAAACUAUACCUUCAAGCUGACGGUAGAAGACGAGCAGGGACUGAGCACCAGUGCGUCCGCCGUGAUCCAGGUGCUGAAGGAGAUCGACUAUCCACCGGAAGCGAACGCGGGUCAGAAUGUGAUACUCUACCUGCCGAACAAUAACGUCACGCUGAAUGGUUCCAUGAGCAAGGACGACAACGGAAUCGUGGCCUGGGAGUGGACAAAGGCCAGCACAAACCAGUCGAAAGCGGUCGAUAUGCAAAACACCCGGACACCCUUUCUGCAGCUUUCGAACCUCGAGGAGGGCGUGUACGCGUUCGAACUGAAGGUCACGGACGCUAAGAAUCAGAGCAGUACUUCGAGGGUGCACGUGUUCGUGAAACCACCGACUAACCGGCCACCGGAGGCAAAGGCCGGUCAGAGCGGGACGAUCUCUCUGCCGCAGAACUGGGCAACGCUCAAUGGGAGCGAGUCGAGUGAUGACAUUAAAAUUUCGACCUUCCGCUGGGAGCAGGUGUCCGGGCCGAAUGCUGCGGUGAUAAUGAAUGCCAAUGCAUCUAUCGCCAAUGCGACGUCUCUAACGGUUGGGGAAUACGUGUUUGAGCUGGUCGUGUCGGACGAGGCGAAAAACGAUGCUCGGGCCCGUGUAAAGGUAACGAUUGUGCAGGAAAAGAACACAGCGCCCGUCGCGAAUGCCGGGGGUGAUCAAACGGUGACACUUCCCACCAACAUUCUCGUGAUGAACGGGAGCCGAUCGAGUGAUGAUCUGGGAAUCGUGCGUUACAGUUGGACCCGGGAACCGAGCAGCUUAGCGAUUGGGACCAUCAUUGACGAUAGUGACAAGAAACCGGUGCUGAUGCUUACAAACAUUGUCACUGGCCGAUACGUUUUCAAACUGACCGUGCACGAUGGGCAAGGUCUUUCGGCGUCGGACACCGUUAGCAUCAUCGUGCAUCCCGAUCCGCUGCUGAUGAGUUUGGUGGAGGUAACCAUUACCACCGAAGCGACGGUGCUGACGGCGACCGAGCUGGACUCGAUCGAACAAAAGCUGACGCUACUCAUCGGCGACAAUAUGGCCAAACUGCACGUCCGAGAACUCAAGGUGGAGCCCAGAACGGGUCAGGUGGUGAUUGUUUUUUACGUGGAAAAGAAAACCGGCCUCGAGGACAAGGACAAAGUGGUAGUGAUACCGGCGCUGGAGGUGGAACGAAUAUUGAAGGAAAAGUUUUGGCGAGAUUACACCAUACUUGGCACCUCGGUCGUCGGCAUUCGUACCACCGUUUGCCAGAACGAUUGUUCCGGGCACGGUGUGUGUAAUGCAGAAACUCGCGAAUGCAUUUGUCAGAGCUUCUGGAUGCCGGAUAUUUUUUACUUCUGGGGGAUCGCUGAAGCCAAUUGUGAUUGGUCCAUACUGUACGUGAUUGUUGGUGUGCUGAUAGUUUUCUUCGUGCUGUCCGGCAUUUGCUGGGGAAUCACAUGCCUUUGUCGGAGAACGCCGAAACCACGCACAAGGCCCAAACCGCAGAAAUACUCGUUGCUACAGACGAAUGACGAGGAAUUGCCUUCAUUUAACCGUGCGGGAACAAACCUGUCGGACACCGACUCCGACUCGGAUGUGCUUUUCGAGAGCCGCUCACGGCAUAACGGUCUGCUGCCCGUCGGACGGUCGGCCAACGGUGGCUUGCCCAACGGAGAACUACGGAACGGUACCGGAGCAGGAGGAGGACACCCGAAGUACGGGGUCACGCGCCUUGGGCGACGCAUAAAGGCUUAG